GCGGCGCGCCAGCUGCCCUCCGCGGCACGGCCGCGCCGCGGGAGCGGAGGGGGCGGCCGCAGCGGCGGGCGCGGCCUAGCACGGCUCCUGCCGCUGCUGGCCGCGGCUGCAGCGGCGGAGCCCAACCCGCCGGAGUGGCCGGAGAGCGUGCGGGUGUGGGGGCCUGGCGACGACGCGGGGCAGAUCGAGUCCGUUGUCAACGAGGCGUUCCGGCUGAACGGGGGCCACGACACAAUCGAUCACGGGCAGUUUUCGCCCGAGCGCUACGCGUUCAUGUUCAAGCCUGGGACCUACCACGUGGACGUCCCCGUCGGGUACUACACGCAAGUCCUCGGGCUGGGGAAGUCGCCGGACGACGUAGUCUUCGAUUCUGCAAGGGGCGUGUAUUCCGAGGAGGGCGAUCAGACUGACCUCGGGGGGGCGCUCAGCACAUUCUGGCGGUCUGCCGAGAACUUUCGUACCAGGAGCGAGAUGUUGUGGGCUGUUUCUCAGGCUGCGCCCAUGCGCCGAGUCGUAGUUGAGAAGAGCUUGAACUUAGCGCAGUUCGUGGACGGAGUAGGCAUGGGCUACUCCAGUGGCGGUUUCUUGGGAAAUUGCCGCGUGAAGGGCAUGGUGAAUUCCGCGAGCCAGCAGCAGUGGUUCGCCCGAAACUUGCAGGCGGAGGCUUGGCCGCAGGGCAACUGGAAUAUGGUCUUCGUUGGCGUGAACCCCGCGCCUAGCUCCUCGUGCGGGCGAACAGGAGACAGCUUCCCGUCCACCAGCGUGGAGACGACGCCCGUGCUGGCGGAAAAGCCCUUCGUGUCCAUCGACGACGAUGGCAAGUUCUCGCUGCAGAUCCCACAGCUUCAACAUGACCGGCAGGGCUACGACUUUUCUAUUGGCGAUACGGUACCUUUCGAAAAGGUGUACGUGGCCAGGGCGACCGACAGCGCGGCCAAGAUCAAUAAGAAGCUCAAGAAAGGGCUCCACUGCGUCCUGACGCCGGGCAUCUACAAGCUGGAUGCUCCCCUGGAGCUCAACACCGAGGGCCAGGUAUUGCUAGGCCUGGGCCUCGCUACCCUCGUGGCGACCGAUGGCACUCCCGCCAUCCGGGUUGGCAACGUCGACGGGGUGCGGGUGGCUGGCGUGCUGUUGGAGGCUGGCACCGGCGAGACGGAGGCAUUGCUGGAGUGGGGCGAUGGCACUCAUAAGGGAGACGCGACGAAUCCUGGCGUGAUGAGCGAUUUGUUUGCGCGCGUGGGUGGCCCCAACGACCCCGAGGACUUCGAGGUCCAAGCGAGGGUGAUGGUGCGGAUCCGGUCGGACCACGUGAUCGGUGACAACUUGUGGUUGUGGCGCGCUGACCACGGCGUGGCCGGCAUCGUGAAAUCUAGCAUGAAUCCUUGCGACCAUGGUCUCAUCGUCGAAGGGGACCACGUGACCAUGUAUGGGCUAGCUGUGGAGCACACUUUGAAGGACCUCGUGCAGUGGAUCGGCGACCACGGCCGCACAUACUUCUUCCAGAGUGAGUUGCCUUAUGACGUGGGCCAGGAUUUCGGCGACGCGGGUUACGUUGGAUACCGCUUGAACAAUACCGUGUCCACACAUAGCGCUUACGGCGUGGGCGUGUACCACUUCUUCCGCGACUUCGAGGUCACUGUGCCUCGUGGCAUUGCUUGCCCCGAUUGGUUGGAAAACUCAUUCGAGAACCCCCUGUCUGUGUGUCUCAGUGGGAAGGGAACCAUGACCCACGUGAUCAACGACAAGGGCAACCCAACGCAAGGGGACGCCUCUACGGAAUGGUAUUGCGAGAAGGGCCCCGAGAUAGCCCCCCGCCCCGUCGCCAAGAAGGCACAGAAGGAGGAACCAGAGCAUUCGGCCAAGCAGACGCACAAGGAGGGCAGUAAGAAAGCGCCUGCGACGCCGCCAAAAGAGUCACCCUCCGUUGCCUCCGAGAAUCCUGCCGCGCCACAUCUUUGGGCGAGGUGGGACUGCUCCGUGGGGCAGCAACACUGGAGGAGGGCCUGGUCAGCGAACAAGCAGGAGUGGUGCUGCAAGCACGAGCAGAGGGGCUGCGACGGCCGGCAGGACGACGAGGGCGGCGCGAUCCACGACUCACUCGCAGCGCUGUCAGGUGUCGCGGCCAGCCUGGCGGCGGAGGACCUGGCGGACGAGAAGCCCACAGGGCUCCGCGGCGGCGGCUCGGCUCGGCCAGCCAGAAGCGGUGAUGCUGGCUCACGCGCUGGCAGCGGCCACGCCAGCAAGCCCGCUGGGUCCGCCUCUACCAGCGAGCGCCCGCGUGCCGUCGUCGGCGCCCAGGCAGACAGGCCCUGGACGUCGCCGUGGUCGACGCACACGCUCGAGGACGGCCUGCUGAUAGAGAGGCUGGACGAGGUCCAGGCGACCCCCGUCGCGGCCACGACGGUGGCUCCGGCGCCGCGCUGGAUCCAGUCGCUGGUGGCGCUGCAGCUCUGCGCCUCCGCGGUCCUCGCGGUGCUCUGCUUCCUGGGGCGCCGGCAGCGCCGAGGGGGCGCGAUGGUGCCCAUCAGCACCUCCAGCGUGGACGCCGACGCCACGGCCGCGGUGACGCGGCAGGCGGGCGAGCCGCUGCAGCCGCGCAGCCCAGCCCUCCGGGGGAUCACGUCUCCGGGCACGGCCUCGCCACUGACGGGCGCCUCCGACGCCGCGGCGUGA
Messenger RNA from Prorocentrum cordatum, 2673 nucleotides. The record is from the annotation of a GenBank genome assembly. NCBI's taxonomy places the organism in Eukaryota, Dinophyceae, Prorocentrales, Prorocentraceae.